AGUUUUCCGGCAGCAAAACAAAACAAAUUCAAACAAGAGAAUUUAAUCAGCUGGAAGGUCAAAAUCUGGAACAGGAAUAUUAUUUAAUCUGUUAAGUGUCUAGUUAUCAUAAGCUUUAUUCAUUUACACAGAAAUGGUAACUAUGCCAGGGCGCAACAGUAUAUUGCGAAUUCAGCUAAUGCUCGCCAGAAAUGUUCCGAUUCAGAAUGUACAUCAAAGGCGAUGGCUUGGGAGCGUGGUACUCGAACCCUUGAAGAAACGAUCCGUUUUGAGCGUACAAGGAAGUGAUGCGAUCCCCUUCAUGCAAGGGUUGAUAACCAAUGACAUGACUCACUUUGCGCGCGGUUCAAACUCAAUAUAUGCAAUGUUCCUUAAUACUUCCGGCCGUGUUAUGUAUGAUUCUUUAAUAUAUAAAAGCAUCAGAGAUCCAGACGAACACUUUUUUAUAGAAUGCGAUACGAGUACCGUGGACCAACUUGCAAAGCAUUUGAAUUUGUUUCGUGUCAGGAAGAAGGUGCAAAUAUCAAAACCAGAUUUGCAACCAUGGGUGGCAUUUACCAACAGAAAAGAAUCACAGGAUCAGAGUCUAACAGCUGCAUUGACAAAAGGGAACAUCGAUGGUGCUUUUAUUUAUAAGGACCCACGCCUAGAGGAACUCGGAUAUCGUAUUCUAGUGGGAAGCAGUACAGGACUUGAUGAUUUAAAAGCAAUGUUUCCCGUAAAAACUGUUUUCCUUGAGAAUGGUUCAUAUGUCCAACACAGGUACGGCCUGGGUAUAGGAGAAGGCGUAGAGAAUCACCCACCUGGCAAAUGUUUUCCCUUGGAAAACAAUAGCGACUACUUGCAUGGCGUGAGCUUUCACAAGGGCUGCUACAUUGGUCAAGAGCUUACCGCUCGGACACACCACACAGGAGUUGUACGGAAACGAUUAAUGCCCUUGGUUUUUGAUCAGCCGGUCCGGGAGGGUCAAUUUACGAGCGAUGCUGAAAUCAAAACCAAGGAUGGUCAACCGGUUGGGAAGUUGAGGGGCUAUUAUCAGACCGUUGGAAUAGGUUUACUACGAGUUGAGAAGGUUUUGUCCAAUCAAUCCCUAAUAGUAGGCGAUACAGUUCAUUGUACGACUAAUAAACCGGAUUGGUGGCCAACUGAACAACCUAAAAAGCACUGAAUCAA
This is a messenger RNA of Armigeres subalbatus, 1173 nucleotides long. Its product is annotated as putative transferase CAF17, mitochondrial. Gene Ontology annotation, molecular function: protein binding. The transcript is spliced from 2 exons. The record is from RefSeq and is a predicted model, not a curated record. Bases 134 to 1168 code for a protein of 344 amino acids. Lineage: Eukaryota; Metazoa; Arthropoda; Insecta; Diptera; Culicidae. Gene Ontology annotation, cellular component: mitochondrial matrix. Gene Ontology annotation, biological process: iron-sulfur cluster assembly.